AUGACCGUAAAAAAUAAAACAUUCGAUUUGUACGGUGAUCAUAUUAAUUUGGUUUGUGGAAUGAACCUCUUCCUGGCGUUCUUCCUCCUCUUGAAACUCCUCUCAUCUCGCACACCUGCCUCCUACUCCAUACCCAUCAUCGGAGCAUAUUUCUGCCUGAACAUGGUUCUGAUAACCCUCUCCACCUUCAUAUCGGCCACCGUCAUCAACAUGUACAAGCGGGAGGACAAGAGGAACAAGGUGCCCAAGUGGCUGAAGAAGGUGGCCAUCGAUGGACUUUCGCGCAUUCUCUGCAUGGAACAGCGCAAGAACAUCACACAACAACUCCGACCCGUUCUAUUGCCAGCAGCAGCAACGACGGCGUGCGUCGCUUGUGGCGGCUGCUGCGGCCACCCCGCUGCAACAAAGUCUGGAGUCGGAAGUGAAAGAGCAUUACAAGACAAUAACCGAAAUAGUCAAACUUUGAAACAAACAACCACCAUGAUCUGUAAGGUGAAAAAAGUACUGAAGAACUUCAUGGGCAAGUUGCAGGCGAGGGAUGCGAAGGAGAAGAGCGCGAUGGAGUGGCGUCUGGUGGCUCUCUCCAUAGACAGGAUGUUCUUCAUGCUCUACCUCAUCACCAUCAUCGUCUCCACCGUGACCAUCUACGUCAUGUGUCACGUCUACUAUGAGAGCGAUGAACACGGCGCAUCGAAAUGCAUCAAUGGGACUUCCUGCGUUUCUGGCGGUGAUCUGGAAGGGGAAGGAUUGGUUGGAGGAUAA
Messenger RNA from Helobdella robusta, 762 nucleotides. RefSeq lists its product as hypothetical. The transcript is spliced from 6 exons. Gene Ontology annotation, cellular component: membrane. Bases 1 to 762 code for a protein of 253 amino acids. NCBI's taxonomy places the organism in Eukaryota, Metazoa, Annelida, Clitellata, Rhynchobdellida, Glossiphoniidae. The record is from RefSeq and is a predicted model, not a curated record. Gene Ontology annotation, biological process: monoatomic ion transport.